This is a messenger RNA of Panicum hallii, 1762 nucleotides long. Its product is annotated as putative receptor-like protein kinase At4g00960. The record is from RefSeq and is a predicted model, not a curated record. Bases 253 to 1521 code for a protein of 422 amino acids. Gene Ontology annotation, molecular function: ATP binding; protein kinase activity. NCBI's taxonomy places the organism in Eukaryota, Viridiplantae, Streptophyta, Magnoliopsida, Poales, Poaceae. The transcript is spliced from 3 exons. Gene Ontology annotation, biological process: protein phosphorylation.
CUUGACCCCUCCCUCCCUCGCGGCCGCGCUCCUCGACUCCCCGACGCAAAAUCCACCCCGUGGGCUAGCCGCCGCAGCCGCCCGCCGGGAUAGCUAGGCAGCCAGCAGCUAGCGCACGCGCUCCCCUCGCCUCGCCUGCCUCCCCAAACCCAACUCCACCCCCGUCCCCCUCGCGCGCCGCAUCACCCACCGCCCCUCCCGCGGCGGCGUCGUCCAGCCCCGCCCCGGGCGCUGGCCGACGAGGCCGGCGGCAUGAAGCCGCGGGAGCUCCUGGAGCGCCUGGCGCGGCCCUUCUCCUCGCGCCGCUCCUCCUCCGAGUCCCGCCGCGAGAAGGAGGAGGAGGCGGACCUGGAGGCGAUCGCGGCGCGGGAGCAGCGCGCGUUCCCGUACGAGGCCCUGGCGGCGGCGACGCGGGGAUUCUCGGAGAAGAACCGGCUGGGCCAGGGCGGGUUCGGCCCCGUCUACCGGGGCCGCCUCGAGGACGGCCGCGAGGUCGCCGUGAAGUGCCUCGGCGCCGGGUCGCGGCAGGGCGCGCGGGAGUUCCGGAACGAGGCCACGCUGCUGUCGCGGGUGCAGCACCGGAACGUCGUCAACCUCAUCGGCUACUGCGCGCGCGGCGCCGAGGACAAGCUGCUCGUCUACGAGUACGUGCCCAACGAGAGCCUCGACAAGAUCCUCUUCCCCCCCGCCUCCGGCCACUCCAGCAGCAACAGCCACCGGUUGCGGCGCGCGGAGCUGACCUGGGCGCGGCGGCACGAGGUGGUGGUGGGCGUGGCGCGGGGCCUGCUGUACCUCCACGAGGACGCGCACACGCCCAUCAUCCACCGCGACAUCAAGGCCAGCAACAUCCUCCUCGACGAGCGGUGGGUGCCCAAGAUCGCCGACUUCGGCAUGGCCCGUCUCUUCCCGGAGGCCGGCGACGGCCGCUCCCGCGUCCACACCCGCGUCGCCGGCACCAACGGCUACAUGGCGCCCGAGUACCUCAUGCACGGCGACCUCUCCACCAAGGCCGACGUCUUCAGCUUCGGCGUCGUCGUCCUCGAGAUCGUCUCCGGCCGCAAGAACUCCGCCUUCAUCCCGCCCCCCGACUCCGAGGCUGACAGCCUCCUUGAAUACGCGUGGAGGCUGUACAAGAAGGGUCGGAGCCUGGAGUUGCUUGACCCUGCCGCUAAGGCGUCGGCGGUGCCGGAGCAGGUGGAGCUGUGCGUGCGCAUCGGGCUGCUGUGCGUGCAGGCCGACCCGCGGCUGCGGCCGGACAUGAAGCGCGUGGUGAUCAUCCUGUCCAAGAAGCAGAGCACGCUCGAGGAGCCGACGAGGCCGGGGAUGCCGGGGUCACGGUACCGGCGGAGGCCCCACGGCCUGCGCGGCUCGCACUACUCCGCCGGGUCGUCGUCCGGCACCAGCUCGCCGUCCACGUCCGCGACGUCGCACGCGUCAGCGUCGAACGCGAUGACGACGUCGAGCACGCACACCAUGAGGAGCCAUGGCGGCCUGCCCUCGCACCGAGAAGAGCAGGGGUAGCAGCAGCAGGGCGCGCGAGCCCAACUGUACAUUUGUCAAUUCUUCCCCUCCAUUUAUUUCGUGCUGACAUUGUAGAGCAGGUAUAGAUGGCAUGAUUGUUUUGCUAGCGGGUAGGAUCUAGUGAUUGGAUUUCAUUAGGAUACUGGUUAAGAUGAGAAUGAAACUAUUGAUCGAUCCAACCGUGGUAGAUUCAGGAAUUGUUCAUAGAAAAAUGAGGAAUUCCGUGUUUGUUCUCUCCAAA